AUGGAGAGUUUUAAGCGCCAGCGCCGAGACAGCGACGAGCUAGCUGAUAUUAGACCCGAAAAGCGACCGGUCUUCGAUCAUCAAUACGUUUCCCAGUCCUCUUUCCGCGGCCAAGGACUUCAGCAAUCUGGUUCUGGAACUAUCACAGUAGGAGGAAAUCUAAAUAUCGGAAAUGAGUUCGAUCGCACACAAAAUGCUCAUUGUCUGGCGGACCUCAGGGUUACUGAUCCAUGUGAUGACAAGACGCGCAUAGAAUCAAUGAAGGGAGGUCUGCUGGCCGACUCGUACAGCUGGAUCUGCGAGCACGCUGAUUUCAAACGAUGGCGUGACGACGAGGAUAGUCGGUUGCUUUGGAUCAAAGGUGACCCGGGCAAGGGAAAGACUAUGCUCCUCUGUGGGAUUGUCAACGAACUGGAGAAAAUGAGGAAGUCGAGUUCGAUGGAUGAUAUUGAAAACAUCUCUUUCUUUUUCUGUCGGGCUACCGAGGAGCAUAUCAAUAAUGCCACAGCUGUCCUACGCGGCCUCAUAUGGCUACUUGUGGCGAAACAGCAAACAGAACUAAUAUCAUAUGUGCGGGAAGAGUACGACCGCGCUGGGAGAGAGUUAUUCAAGGGUGUUAAUACUUGGUUCACGUUAUCCAGUAUUUUCACAAAAAUUCUAAAAGAUCGUUCCCUGAAAAGAACUUAUCUCAUCAUCGAUGCGCUCGACGAAUGUACGACAGAUCUGUCGCAACUUCUCGAAUUCAUUGUUUUGAAUUCAUCUCAGGAUUCAAGCUCACGUGUCAAGUGGGUAAUCUCCAGCCGUAACUGGCCAACCAUAGAGAAGGAUCUCAGCGAUGCAACCGAUAAGGUCAGGUUAUGCCUUGAACUGAACCAGGAGUCCAUUUCUGAGGCUGUUGAAAUAUACAUUCGCUCUAAAGUGGAUGAAUUAGCAAAACGAAAUGGGUAUCAAAACGACAAAGAUACAAAGGAGUGUAUCCGGAGUUACUUGUCAUCAAAUGCAAAUGGAACAUUCCUCUGGGUCUCAUUGGUUUGUAAGAAGUUGUAUAAAAUCUCUCGCCGGAACGUUCGAAAGCACUUAACUUUGGAGGAAUUUCCGCCAGGGCUUGAUGAGUUCUACAGCAGGAUGAUCCAAAACCUGAACGACCUUGAAGACUCUGAACUGUGCAAGAAUGUCCUAGCGGUUCUCUGUAUUGUGCAUCGUCCUAUAACAUUGAAGGAACUAGAGACUCUAGUCGAUGUUUCUGGUGUUAGCGAUGACGACGAAUUGAGGGAGAUUAUAGAAUCCUGUGGUGGCUCUUUCUUGACACUUCAAGGAAAUAUCAUUUCGUUUGUCCAUCAAUCAGCAAAAGACUACCUUAUGAAAGAAGAUAGUAUAAAGAUUAUAUUCCCGGAAGGGCGUAUCGAAAACCAGCAAGAAACAUUGGUGCUACAGUCGCUUAUGGCGAUGAGUAAUGUUUUGCGGAGGGACACCUAUAACUUGCAGGACUUGGGUCGUUCUAUCGAAGACCUUGAAAGAAUCAUCUCAGAUCCACUAGAAGCGAUUCGCUACGCUUGUAGCUACUGGGUUGACCACCUCUGCGAGGUCAAAUGCGGUGAUGAUGAUGGUAACGGAGAACCUGAUAUCCUCGGUGACGGCGGGGAGGUUCAUCAGUUUUUGACAGAACACUUCCUUCAUUGGCUAGAGGCUUUGAGUCUUAUGAAAAGCAUUCCAGGUGUGGCAGCUAAGCUUACCAGACUUCUCAAAAAAUUCACAUCCGAAUCCGCUAUAUCGAGGUCUGAAAUGCAAAUAGAGAUCAAAAACCUGGUUUCUGAUGCCCGCAGGUUCAUAAUGUCAAACCGACAUAUCCUUGAGCAUAACCCCCUGCAGCUAUAUUCGUCGGCUCUUGUCUUUAGUCCCAUCAACAGUGUCAUCAGGGCGCUUUUUCUGGAAGAAGAAAUAGACUGGAUCACCACAACGCCAGUUGUGGAAGCCAACUGGGGUGCCUGCAUACAGACACAUUAUGGCGACGCAUCAGCCGCGGUCGAAUCGGUCGCGUUUUCAAGAGAUAGCGCAUAUAUAGCGUUGGGGGAUAGCGAGGGAAAUGUCAAAAUCUGGGAUGUCGAGAGUGGCACCUGUGUAAAAGAAUUAAAUAUAGCCUCGGGUGGCGCUCUCUGGGACGGAAAACGUCAGGUUAUCUUCGUAAGCAAUGGUUUACGAAUUGCAUUCAAUUGCAACUCAAGCAAAACAAAUUUCGAGAUCUGGGACGCCAUAACCAGCGCUUACUAUACUUUGCAGCUCGUUCUCCAAGGCGAGGCUUCGGAAGGGAUAGAAGCUAUUUGUCUUUUAAAGGACGGUACGCGGGUAGCAUUAGGAUUGGAAAACGGUCUCAUCGAGAUUUGGGACUGCAACCCCAAAGUUACCGCGAGUAAUCGUAUACGAAGACUCAAGGGUCAUACCGAAAGUGUCGAGGCAAUGAGCCUCUCAAGCGAUGGUCUGCAGCUAGCAUCAGCAUCACAGGACAAUACCAUCAAGGUCUGGAAUACUGCAACUGGUGCUUGUACAAAAACUCUGGAUGUCGAGCUUUAUUGGCGUAGCCCAAUAGCUUUCUCAAAUAAUGGGAAGGGAAUAGCAUUCGCAUCAACCGAAUCAAGCUGUUUAAAAGUCUGGGAUAUCACUAGUGAUCCUUCGGCACAUAUAUAUCAAACGCUGCAUGGCCAUUCAGACAAAAUCACAUCAAUUUCUUUCUCGAAGGAUGAUAAACGGAUAGCAUCCGGGUCAUUCGACAACAUAGUAAAGAUAUCAGACACUACUAGUGGUAUCUUAUUACAAACACUUUUCGGUCAUACUGAUCCCAUCCAAGCGGUCGCCUUUUCAGAUGAUGGCGCACUAGUUGCAUCGGGAUCCAACGACAAUACAAUCAGGAUAUGGGAGUCUGAUAGUCCGGCCUUGGACCAAAUAUCCGAUGAUCAUAUGCAUACUAGCUCAGUCACAGCUAUUGCCUUUUCAAAGGACGGUGAACAAAUAGCAUCAGGAUCAAGUGACAUGACAAUCAAAAUAUGGAGUACCAGCGGGGCUUUCAUACAAGCACUUCACGGCCACAGCAGCACUGUCAGAUCAAUCGCCUUUUCGCAGGAUGGUGGUCGGAUAGUAUCGGGGUCGGCUGAUAACGCAGCCAAGAUCUGGAGUAUAAGCGGUACCGGUAGUUGCAUACAAACCCUUGAAGGUCAUACCAGCUCAGUUCAGUCUGUCGCAUUUUCAAAUGAUGGCGAACGAAUAGUAACCGGAUCAUAUGAUAAGACGGUCAAGAUCUGGAAUGUUAGCUGCGGUACUUGCAUACAAACGCUUAGCGUCCAUACCGACGCUGUCUGCUGUGUCGCCUUUUCAAAUGAUGACGAGCUGAUAGUAUCAGGGUCAGACGAUAACACUAUCAAGAUCUGUGAUAUGAGUGGUACCUGCUUGCAGACACUCAACGGCGAUACGGGUGUCAUAAGAUCUGUCGCUAUAUCGAACGAUGACAAAUUAAUAGCAGCAGGGUCGUUUGGGGGCGUAAUCAAGGUCUGGGAUCUUGAAAGCGGCGAGUGCCUCAAAACGUGUGAAAUUAAUCGGCAGGUCGGAGGUUUGAAAUUCGGUGCUACCAACUCACACGUACUAUGUAACGCUGGUAUAAUACCAUUGGAUAUAUCUCCAAACCCUGAUGAAGACUCAGACGCCACUAUGAUGGAUUUUCAACUUCGUGGCUAUGGCUUAAGUAAGGAUCGGGACUGGAUUACGUGGAACGGUAAAGAUGUUCUUUGGCUACCAGUGGAAUACCGUUCCGAAUACGACGACGAGUAUAUUGUUAGCGAGGAUUCUAUCGCCAUCGGUUGCCAAUCGGGUCGGGUCUUAAUACUCACUUUCUCAUCUUCAAGAUUCCCCUUACAUUAG
Molecule: messenger RNA, 3906 nt
Organism: Orbilia oligospora ATCC 24927
Lineage: Eukaryota; Fungi; Ascomycota; Orbiliomycetes; Orbiliales; Orbiliaceae
Exons: 2
Coding region: 1-3906 (1301 amino acids)
Molecular function (GO): protein binding
Source: RefSeq, a predicted model, not a curated record